CAGGGCAUCAAGACGGUGAUGGGUGGGUGGUCAGAGUAUUCAGCCAACUAGAAUGUUGCAGAAAGCAAUUUAAGGAAUAGAGCUGGCAUGAUUCCCCAGUCUACGUGACAGCAUCUCGUGUCGGUCCUUCACAGCACUUUUCUACCUGAAAGUUAGGACCUCGGGAACUUCUACCCGGUUAGACAGGGGAAGAAUGUUGUCCAACUAUAGGUUUGUGUUUCCUGGAACCGUAUCCAUAAAGCAUCUCAGAGCAGGAGUGCUGAUCUAGGAUAAUUUUUGCCUUUGAAAUCAUAACAAAUAAGAUUACAUGGACACGGACGACUGAGGAGAGGAGACUGGUAAGCGUAGCAACAUCAAACCAGAGGUGGCAAUGGCGUUAGCAACAACUGUAUUUUGACUGUGAAGAGACGUGCAUGAACGGAAAGCCAAGUACAAGAGGCAGCCCAGUUAAGGGUUUGGCAAGUCUCUCUCUUCUCUCCGAUCUCUCCACUAGCUAGUCCAGCGAAUUAACUCAUGACUGCUACAGAGGGAUGGAGAGAGUUGCGGAGAUAGGGAGGGAGGGAGACAUGUAGGAAGACAAAUGGAAUAUAUAGAGACAGAAGGGGAGAGGCAAGGGGUAGCUGGAGAAGGGAUUUAUAGAUAGAUGUAGAGAGGGAAAUGAGGCAAUCUAAUUGCGGCGUCUCGCAGAGCCACUCGCCACAGUGACUUGCUAAUCUGUAAAUCUCAUGUAGAGCACUUUCCCUGUAGACCAGAGUCCACUGCAGACUGUCUGGACAGUGGCCACAUAGCAGUCUGGAAUCACACCCAACCCAUGUGGACUUAAUAAGAGAGGGAUGGGGAAAGAGGGAGGGACAGAGAGAGCGAGAAGAGGAUGAGAGAGCAAAAAAGGAAGGAUAUCGAGAUGGAUGACUAUGAAAGUGAUGAUGGAGAAAUGGGCAACAUAUGAAAAGGAGAGCAUUGGGACGGAGGGAUCCGAGGAGCGAGAGAGACGGAAAUGAGGGAGGACAAGAAGACAAAAAAGAGCUAGACUUAAACAGAAGGACAGGGCAAGGGCAUGGAGAGAGGGAUGAAACGAGGGUGAAAGAGAAAGAUUUUGAGUAGUACAAAAGGAGAAAGUAUAAGUAAGAGGUGAAAAGAAGAGAGCAAAAGGAAGGAGGUAGGGCGAGAGAUCCCCCCCCCCCCUCGUAGGUCUGUCCUUUCUGUGAAAAUCAACCUAUUCCAGGAAUGAGAGAGGGAGAGGAGCGCACAAACACUCAGCAUGUCUGAGACUGCCCUCUGAUGUCACCAGCAAGAGAGAGAGAGAGAGAGAGAGAGAGAGAGAGAGAGAGCGAGAGAGAGAGGGGAGGGGACACAGCCAGAGAGCGAACCGAACACAGUGAGUGUGAGAAAACAGAGAGGUGGAGACUGAGAUCACUGUUCCGGUAUCUGCUGUGGACUGAGGCUGUGUUUUACUGAGUGUGUUGUGUCAGUGGUGGAGAGUUGAGCUCCGGAUCAGUGAGGCUGCUCUAGCAGAUCUAGUUAGCAACGCGCCAUCCGGAAAGCACAACCGAUGGUCGACGUGAGCAUGGCACUGCCCUUGCAGGUGCCCCCGGCUGCCAUUCCCAUGGACCUCCGCCUGGACCAGCCCUUUGGCCUAGCACCACGACCAGAUGACCAGUGCCACCAAGGACAGGUCCCAGGUCAGCGGGAGCAGCAGCUGCAGCAGGAGUUGCUGGCCCUCAAACACAAACAGCAGAUCCAGAGACAGGUGCUCAUCGCUGAGUUCCAGCGGCAACAUGAGCAGCUCUCACGCCAGCACGAGGCCCAGCUACAGGAGCAUGUUAAGCACCAGCAGGACCUCCUGGCUCUGAAGCAUCAGCAGGAGCUGCUGGAGCACCAGAGGAAGAUGGAGAGACACCGCCAAGAGCAAGAGAUAGAGAAACAUCAGAGGGAGCAGAAACUCCUGCUGCUUAAGAACAAGGAGCGUUGCCAGGAGAGUGCGGUGGCCAGCACAGAGGUCAAGAUGAGGCUGCAGGAAUUUGUCCUGAACAAGAAGAAAGCCCUGGCCCAGCGCAGCCUCAACCACUGCAUGUCUACUGACCCACGCUAUUGGUACGGGAAGACCCAGCACAGCUCCCUGGACCAUAGCUCCCCUCCCCAGACAGGGAUGUCCACUUACAACCACGCCAUCCUGGGGAUGUACGACUCCAAAGACAACUUCCCUCUCCGCAAGACAGCCUCUGAGCCCAACUUGAAGCUCCGGUCCAGGCUAAAACAGAAGGUAACGGAGCGCAGAAGUAGCCCACUUCUACGCAGGAAGGACGGUCCAAUUACCACCGCCAAGAAGCGCUCUCUGGACAUGGCUGAAUCGGCCUGCAACAGCGCUCCUGGCUCGGGCCCCAGUUCGCCCAACAACAGCUCCAGUAACAUCACCAAUGAGAAUGGCAUCGCUGGCUCCAUGUCCAGUAGUUCAGUAGAGGCCUCCCCGGCCCACAGGCUGGCUGGCCGAGAGGGCCCCUUGAGCCAGCUGUCUCUGUACACAUCGCCCUCGCUGCCUAACAUCACCCUGGGCCUGCCAGCCACCGGCCCUUCCAGCGAAGGUGACAGGCUUUCAAUGCACGAUAGGCUGCAGCAGGGCUUCCCCAUAACCACUCCCUUCAUCCCAGGGGCCCACAUGCCCUCCUACCUGACCGACGGGGGCUCGGCACACAACCCCCUCCUCCAGCACAUGGUCCUCCUGGAGCAGUCCCAGAACCCUCUAGGUCUGUCCUGCUGCCUGGGCGGAAUGCCCCUGCAAUCGUCCUCCAUCCACAAGCUGCGUGGGCAGCACCGUCCCCUAGGGAGGACCCAGUCGGCCCCUCUGCCCCAGAACGCCCAGGCCCUGCAGCAGCUGGUGGUCCAGCAGCAGCACCAGCAGUUCCUGGAGAAACACAAGCAGCAGUUCCAGCAGCAGCAACUCCACAUCAACAAGAUGAUGGCCAAGCCCAGCGAGCCGGGGCCGGGCCGGCAGCACGAGAGUCACCCGGAGGAGACAGAAGAGGAGCUAAGGGAGCACCAAGCCCUAUGUCCCCAGGACGGAGGUCUCAUGUGUGGAGUGACAGUCAAGCAGGAGCCCCCGGACCCCCAGGAAGAGGAGAGGGACCACAGAGACAGGAUAGUUGACCAGGAGCUGCUCUUCCGACAGCAGGAUGUGUUGUUGGAGCAGCAGAGAAUCCACCAGUUGAGGAACUACCAGGCUUCGAUGGAGGCAGCCGGCCUGUCAAUCACCUUCCCAGCGCACCGCCCCCUCUCCAGGGCCCAAUCAUCUCCUGCCUCGGCUUGCUUCCCCCCCGUCGUGGUGCAGCAGGAACCACCCACCAAGCCUCGCUUCACCACCGGACUGGUGUAUGACACGUUGAUGCAGAAGCACCAGUGUAUGUGUGGCAACACCAACACACACCCAGAGCAUGCCGGACGCAUCCAGAGCAUCUGGUCUCGACUCCAAGAGACAGGACUGAGGGGCCAGUGUGAGUGUAUACGGGGGCGGAAAGCCUCACUGGAAGAACUGCAGACGGUUCACUCUGAGGCCCACGUCCUUCUGUAUGGAACCAACCCACUUCGACAGAAACUAGACAGUUCAGUUACUCCCAUGUUUGUGAGGCUGCCUUGUGGAGGGGUGGGGGUGGACAGCGACACCAUUUGGAACGAGGUCCACUCGUCCAGCGCUGCUCGUCUAGCUGUGGGCUCCGUCGUGGAGCUUUGCUUCAAAGUGGCGGCUGCAGAGCUCAAGAAUGGUUUUGCUGUAGUCCGGCCCCCUGGACACCAUGCAGAGGAGAGUACACCUAUGGGAUUCUGUUACUUCAACUCAGUGGCCAUCGCUGCUAAACUCUUGCAGCAGAGGCUCAGUGUCAGUAAGAUCCUGAUUGUGGAUUGGGAUGUUCACCAUGGCAACGGCACGCAACAAGCAUUCUACAGUGAUCCCAACGUUCUCUACCUGUCACUCCAUCGCUACGACGAUGGCAACUUCUUUCCUGGCAGUGGAGCGCCUGAUGAGGUGGGCACUGGGGCAGGUAUGGGCUUCAAUGUGAACAUGGCUUUCACCGGGGGACUGGAACCACCCAUGGGAGACGCAGAGUACCUGGCUGCCUUCAGGACGGUGGUGAUGCCCAUCGCCAACGAGUUUGCCCCCGACGUGGUGCUGGUGUCGUCUGGCUUCGAUGCCGUGGAGGGCCAUCCGUCACCCCUGGGAGGGUACAGGCUGACGGCCAAAUGUUUUGGAUACCUAACCAGGCAGCUGAUGGGGCUAGCCGGAGGCCGCAUGGUACUGGCCCUGGAGGGGGGCCACGACCUCACUGCUAUUUGUGACGCCUCCGAAGCCUGCGUCUCUGCUCUGCUAGGAAUCGAGUUGGAUCCUAUCCCUGAGGAGGUGAUGCAGCAGAGACCCAACCCCAACGCUGUUCACUCCAUGGAGAAGGUGCUGGAGGCACACAGUAAAAACUGGCGCUCUCUUCAGCGCGGGGCCUCCACGCUGAGCUACUCUCUGAGCGAGGCUUGCCGGUGUGAGACGGAGGAGGCCGAGACCGUCACCGCCAUGGCCUCCCUCUCUGUGGCCAACAAGCAGAGGAAGAGCGAGGAGGAGCCUAUGGAGGGCUGACCAAGCCCCCUUCACCAUUCAGAGACCCUCAAAGGUCUCCAAUUUAGGACUCCCAUUUAGUACUCAGCCAACCUCCAUUUCAAUUUGACCCCACCCCUUGGCCCCACUCGCACCCUGUCCAGGAGGCGCACCAGCCCCGGGGGGGCAGGGGGCAUCGUAUAAAACGACUCGGUAUGAAACGGAAAUGGAAGACGUCACGAUCUCACUCGCCCCGAGUGUUCGGACUAAAACGCCCCCGAUGUGUGGUUCCUUCUCUACGUGGGGAGGCAGAACACAAGGAGCGCCGUUUUGUCAGGUCUUUACUCCAGGACCGGUGGGAUCUAAGGUGACUUUGAAUCAUCCCACGCUGGCAACAUUGAGUGUCUGUGCUUCUUUGGAACACUCAGCAGUACACUCGCUACGUUCGAAGUACUGCUCCAGACACAGAAUUUCUCUCCUUUCAUUUUUUUUCUUUCUGUCGUUUGUUCCUUUGCCCUCUUCCGUUCACCGCAACCGAGCCCUGUGAUGUCAUUACUACUUUGUUUUACGAAUGUUUGAUUGUUACCAUUCAUGAAAGACUUUGAGAAAGGAGAGAUGUCGCAGGGUUUGCUGAUAUUUCUUGGCACGUUUCUCGAUUGGCAAAAAUCAGGCGUUUUCUUUUGUUUGUUGCAGAAGAGGAAAGGUAUGGAGCGAGGAAAAGAGAAGGGGAACACGAUGGACAGGUGACCCGGGGCCUCAUUUAUCAAAGGUGCGUGCGCACAAGAAAUAGUCUGAACCUUGCGGGCGCCAGUUUUCACGCAAAGGUUGGUGUUUAUCCAUUUUGAACUCGAUGGGAAAGUGUGCGUAUAUCCACUGAAAUCUCAGACCAUGCGCACUCACAACUUCUAGUGGUUCAGCAACUGUAUUGCAAGCAAAUAUGAUUAUUUUGGGGGGAAAUUGAGGUGUUUGAGGCACGGGAAUUUAUAAUAAUGGUAGGCUAAUAAAAACAUUAAAACAAAGGCCUAAUGAUAAAACAGAUACAUUUGCCAUUGGUAAGGAGAUUACAUAGCAGCAUGUUCCCUAAUAUAGUUAUUUUACUUUUAUUAUAUAGGUCUAAAUCAUAAUCAUAUUGCGGGACGUCUCCUUUUCUGACAUGACUGGUUUAUUUCUGCUACACAACAAAUAUUACGCUACCAUUUAGCCAUCUCUCAUUCAAUAGCCAAGCAUGCUUGAAAGUAAAUAGUCCGGUAGCCUAUGACAGUAUAGCUAGGCUAAAGUAUUCUUGUGCGACAGGAGCGCGACAUCGCAGCCCAUUUAAUCUCAGAGACGAUGCCAAAGCAGGAAACAUAAACACAAUCAUGUAUUGAUGAAGGAAAUAUUGAACAACAACUCUUAAGUCUGGGCUCUGAGCAGCAUUUACUUUUCAAUUGUUCAAUAGACAAUCCAUCUUGCCGAAUACAUGGCCGGUGUUUGGCACGCUCUAUAGUUUAAAAAAAAGUCACAGCAAAAGAUGAAAACAUUCGGCCCACACCUCUAACAGAAAUGUGAUCACAUUUACCAUUGCACUUUCUUUUAGACUAUCACGGCCCAGUUCCAAUGUCUCAACAUCAUACAGCAGAUGAUGGUGUUUUUGUUACCAAUGAAGGUGAAUGGAGGGCAUUUUGCCAGGCAGGGUUGUAACGCUCGUUCAGCAGCGCGCAAAUAUAGUAUGGCUCUGAUUAAUCAAUGAAAACAUGUGUAUAUGUUGCGUGCAACAGUUUGAUAAAUCCCAAUCAUUUUGUUCUGCACACAAAUCCUAGAAUGUCCACGUACGGUAGGAUUGAGUAAGAAAUGUACGCAAUGGUUGAUAAAUGAGGCCCCGGGUCUUCUGGUUUGAGAUGACAGACUGUAAAAAGACGGUGAGUUUGUGCCUUUUUCAGUUCCUGCCUGGUGGAUUUCACGACGAACUCAAGACCAAGAGCUUUGCCUUAAAUUUGUUUUGGAGGGAGAGAGGUGUGCCCUCCUAUCGCUCUCACGUCUCAUCUCCUUUUGUGGUAGCGAGACUGGCGAUGCCAAAACGAUGGCACAUAGACUGGAGGCCCUUGGCAUGUUUACCCUGACUUCCCUGGAGCCUACUGUCCCGUUUGACCUUGUUGUCAGUGCUUGACUUGGGCAGGAGCUCCCCGCAGCUGACUACCGGCACACAAAAUCCAAGUCAAACACUACUUGUCGUAACCCCUUUACUCUCGUUUAGAAGGUAGUUGCCGUGCUACACAGGGACUGACAUGGUUGAGUCUUUUUCAGUGGAACGAGAGCCUUCAAUGUUUGAAACGUCAGCCAAUGAUGUGGCUUUCUUCUGGUAUAUAAACCCUUUACCAAAUACACGCCACCUCUAAGAAAGAGUUAGCUAGCAUGCACUGUAGUCUGUUCUAGAGAGAUUUGCCAUUUUAAACUAGAAUGCUGUUCAAAAAUAGUAGUAGUAAGACAAGAAAUGAUGCCAAAGCGUGACGUUGCUAUCAGCUCAAUAGUCUGUUGCCACGUAGUAUUGUAGCCAUAUAGGACAGAUAUUGCUAUCAUGACUUUACGUUCAAAAUUGUUCUCUGUGAGGGAAUUAUAGCAGUUGACCAAUUUCUAUCUCACACACCUCACCCUUCAAAACGUUCAGGCGCUCUUACCUUCAUUUAGGGGCUCUACCCACAAUUAGCCGUUCAUUUGGCUUUGUUCACAGAGAUAAACAACUCACGAGUCUUUGUUACCAUGGUGACAGAGCGGUUAGACAGAACAAAGAUAAACAAUCAAAUCUCAUGAGUCUUUGUGUUACCAUGGUGACAGAGCAGUUAGACAGACGUGUACCACCUUUGUGAGUUUACAGAGGGGAGCAAGUGGCACCCAUAUUCUCUGACAUUUGAUCCACGCUCCUUGUUAGGCACAGCUGCUCACCAAGUGUCAGGUGCUACUGUGUGUGUGUGUGUGUGUGUGUGUGUGUGUGUGUGUGUCACAUGUCACAAUCCAGUAAACAAACCCUUUAUACAUUGACACAGUCAUCAUAGCUACUGCUAGGUGUGUGUUUUUAGGUACAGGAAAGUGUUUUUAACCUUGUGUGUGAGACGCAUUAAAUAACUGUCUCUAACUACAUACAUUUGACUUAGUUCACAAACACCUAUAUCUCAGAAUGCAGAGAAUGAGUGAAAGUAGUGAUCUGAAUAAGUUUUUUUGAAACCCCCCCCCCCCCCCCCAACUCAUGUUUCGCCUCCUGGCAACUACCUUCGACAUUGUUCCAUUGACAUCAUAAUCACUUUUUCCUACUGUUGGUAAACGAGGAAGAAAUGAGAAGAUUCUGCAUUGAUCUUUCCUUGAGAUGUUUCCACCACGAUUGUUUUGAUGACUACUCCAUUCGUGUUGUUUUUACCCAUCGUUGUCUCUUUUUUUCUCUCUUUCUGUUUAUGUCCUUGUUGUCUUUAGAAGUGGACUCUUUGGUUUUUGUACUUUUUAGUUGUUUUCCUGUCAUUUUGUAUUCGUUUGAGUUCUUUCUCUCUCUUACACUUUGUGCAGUUCCUUUUCAUGGUGAAAGGUUCUGGGGUUGUGAGGGGUGGGAUGGGGUAUGCAAAUAUUUCUACUUUGUAUAAUGAUUCCAACAAUUGUGUAUUUACUAUGCUGGCUGUUCAUGGUAGAUUUAUAUAUGACAACAAAUCUAUAAGUAUAUUAUAAGAAAUUGCAAUCUUGUUUUGGGAAAAGAACAUUUGAAUUGCAAAGUGAUAUGCUCAUGUUUCAUUCCCUGGUCUGGUUUGGCCCUUCCUGGUGUCGCUGAGGGCACUGUUCAUUAUUCCUGGCUGCCAUUGGCUGAGGGUUCAGUACAGUAGCAUCCCAUUUGGUGUCAGUUUCUCUACAGUGUACACCACUGACCUGGGCUCUAGUAAUACUUCCUGACACUACAUAGAGGAGUAGAAAGGCUGUCCCCAAACAAGGGCUUAGGGAAAUGACAAGUCCCUUGUCUCUUAUAUUUAAUUUCCUUCUCCUUUAAGACAUUGUGACAACCCACCCAUGUAAACAUGGGGUUACAGUGGAAUUUCACACUCUUACGUCGCUAACACUUUCUGACCUGCAACCAAACACUCUAGCUGUGUUUUGUCAAGACCUUCUGUGUACUAUCUAAGGAUGUGUAAUUCAGAAGCAGUAGCGGUGCGUGGAUAAAAUCACCGGGGAAGCCAAACCAGUAAACAAAAUGCCAUAUUACAACUUAUGUGUUGUGAUAAUUGCAUGGUUUGCUCUAUAACCUGUUAGUUCAUAGGCCUUGCCACCGUGAUAUAUAUAUAUAUAUAUAUAUAUAUAUAUAUACAUAUAUAUAUAUAUAUAUAUGCCUAAGGCCGAGACAAUAAGGAGACAAAGUGGCAGAAUAAAUUCAACCACAGCUUUGUUUCACCACAAAACCGGGGAGCAACAUCUAUCCAGUGGAACAUCUAUCCACCAAGUGUAUUGUGACAAACAUGACCUACAGCAUGGUCAAUCAAGUUGAUGUUUCUGACAUUUUUGGACUACUAAACAACUUGAUUUAGGACACCGGAGAGUUACCCAAGUUGCAAAGAAAACAGGAGCUGCCUCCACUAUUCUAGCACCAUUUCAACUUUAACAUUUAAAAAUCAUCAAAUCACCUCUGCUUAGUCUAAUAAAGUGACAACUAAAAUAUUCCAAAAACCAUUCAGUCCAAUCAACGUAAGCUAGAUAUGAUGUGUCUGUCCAUAGUACUGAUUUCUCUCUGUGUGUGUGUGUGUGUGUGCGCGCGCGUGUGUGUGUGCGUGUGCAAUGAAGUAGAAAAAAUUGUUGACUCACCCUACUUGUAGAGAAACGUCAAUGCCAUCCCCCUCUCUUGCCGAAACGGUUUAUGACUCUGUCAUACAGUACACGUUUUUAGUUUUGGUUGUCCUAGGCUGCCUGGCUAAAAUGCUUUGUCGCUAGCCUAACUUCCUUUCAUGGGCAUCAAUUAGCCAGCUAAUUAACAUUCACCAACUACAUCUAGCUAUAUAUUGAACUUCCAUCCUCUCAGGCCAGAGGCACAAUGUAUGGUUAGAACCGAAUUGCCGUUAUAAUCAUUGGCCAGUAUGGAUAAUUAGGUAAAACCACAAGUCCAAAUCCCUAUCUCCGUCCAUGACACAUUUAGGAAAGGGACAAUUUUAGCUAGCUAGCUAGCCACCAGAGGACAACAACACAACGAGAUGCAACAAUUCAAGUUUUUUUCUGUCAAUGACAUUUGGCUUUAUUUGAUGUGAUUAGUGUGAAGCAAAAUCCAAACUGACUUCCUUAACACUUUUUUUGGGGUAUGCCAGGACCAUUCACAGUUGAGCUCACUCAGUUUAGCUCAAGGCUGAUUGGCUGUUAUUGUGUAAAAAAAAAAUCAAGGAAGGUAUAUGCUCACUGGCUUCCCUUGAAUUCAAUGCAAUGGGCAAGAACAAUAUCAUACUAUUUUUGACCAGACAGCAUUGGAUAGGUGGCCUACACAUACAGAGACAGAACGGCACUGUUUCGCUCGCUUGGAUGCUUUUUCCGGUGAGAUACAUUUAGCCUCUUGCGAAUUGAAGGAAAAUGAUGAAACACAGAGAGACGAAAGAUAAAUGAUUUUAUAUGUUAUUUUUCUUCAAUUUUGGGGGAAGCCUGGCUUCCCUUUGCAUUCACGAAUACACGCCACUGUUUCCGAAGGGCCUGUCUUGGAAUGACAUGAUAAUUACACAAGGGUUUCCCUAUAAUGAUUAAUCACUAUAAGCCCAGGAGUUGUAGUUAACCCAUCAAAAGUCCCCCCCUCACCCUUUGACCUCAUCCAGCCCAAACUGCUCCCCUCUGACGGCUGUAGCAGAUGACUAGUGAGGUCAAGGGUCAUCUCAAUGGAUCCAGUCCCAGCCAAGGGGGUGGAGUAUGAAUUAAUAGUCAAGUGUGCGUCACAGUUGUGGUGGUUGUUAUUGUAUUGGGGCACAAUAGUAACCGAUCAUCCAGAGCUCUCCCAGAAUGCACCAGCCUGAGCAAUUGGUAGUUGUGGUUUCGUCACUUGUAUUCAAGCAAUCUUUCUCAAAGGGACUUUAUACUAUCUGGUUAUCAUAGUGUCCAGAUAGUCAUUUGAAUAUUCUCGUGCUCUACAGACAUUCCAUUUGUUUUUGUUUUUUUAUUUGUUUUAUCGUCUGUGUUUUUUUUUCUUCUUUUUUUUCUUCUGUUCUCACAAAAAGGCCUGAGGAUUGUCUGUAGUUUUUUUUUCUGCACCAUUCCUCUUCCACCACCUCUAACUUUCUCUGCAUGGUUUGUGUGUCUGCAUGCCUGUCUCUGUCCCUGUAACUUAUCUGCACAAGGAAAAAAAGCACUGAAUGGACAGAAGUACGUUUUUACUACAGCAUCAGGAUUCGGGAGCUCAGCAUGACACGAGAACUUGUUUUUUUGCAACCUCUUUUUUUUCCCUCUCCCAACAUUGACGAUGAGGAAGAACGGCGCUCCAUGUCGGUCUGACAGAUGUGCUUUUUACACGUAAAAAAAAUAAAUAUCAACAGCAAACAGAACGACUUUUAACAUUUUACAACAUCUUUAUCUAGCGCUUGUGACAUACAGACAAUAGAUUUUAUCGUAUUUGUGCACAACAACAAACACACACAAAAAAAAACGUUUUAGGGAAACUAAACUGCGGAGGCAACAGGAGAGACCAACUCAUUGUAUCAUUUGAAGUUGGGACGGGGAGACGUUUUGUUUCCGAGGCAUCUGGAGAUAUCAAAGGGCUCUGUACCCGAUGAAUGGUCUAUAUCGUCGUCAGGGUUGUCCAUUCCACUUCAGCCAGUAAUAUCUGUGACCACUGUGGUAAAAAAAAGAACAGUUAUAGGUUUACAAAAUGCAUCUGUUACGAAAUGCAUCUGUUUUUAUAUUGUUUUCUUUUGACUCUUGUUCUCUCCAUUGUUACAGAAUAGUACUUUUCCCCCCCUCGGGACCUUAGCUCUAACAUUUUCUCUUUUGACAUCUACACUAUAAAGUAUAACGUUUUGGAAAAACCA
Oncorhynchus mykiss (rainbow trout) is the source of this 11565-nucleotide messenger RNA. RefSeq names its product histone deacetylase 4. Gene Ontology annotation, biological process: negative regulation of transcription by RNA polymerase II. Lineage: Eukaryota; Metazoa; Chordata; Actinopteri; Salmoniformes; Salmonidae. Gene Ontology annotation, molecular function: histone deacetylase activity. The record is from RefSeq and is a predicted model, not a curated record.